AUGAGUGUUGGAAAUGUUCAGAAAGCACCUACUGGGCCAAACAAGCCGGCAGAACGGUCAAAAUCCAACGGUGCUGAGGAACCAAAGUCACAGUUCAAUCCAAGGCUGCUGUGGCCGGAUAUGAUCAAGAUACCGGACAAUCCAUGGACUUUUACUUGCAAAGAAGUUAUAGAAAAGCUUGGAACAAACCCGCAGGCUACAGCAGAGAUGAAGCGUUGCAUGGAAAAAUGUCUGAUUUACUUUUACACGGUUAAGAAGAAACUAAACCUGCUUGAUCACACUUAUACCGCUGCCUGUAUCCUGUUCUUCCGCUAUUGGUUCGUUUACGGGCUGCCGCACACGCUCACGGACUGUAUUCACGUUUCUCAGGCUAUCCUGGUGACAGCGUGCAAGACUAUGGAGAACAAUCGACCCAUCGACGCAUACGUGAAGGCGACAUGCGAGUUUCUAGUCAAAGAUUUGAGCGGUUUGAGGACAAAACAGAACAUGGAUAAGCUGCGGUGGGACGUGAGAGACAGACUGGUCGAGAGCGAGAAGGCGAUUUUGUGCUCGUUUGGCUUUGAUCUGAAUAUUGAAAAUCCCAAGGAUCUGAUCGAAGAGAUGUUCAGCGGAUACUAUCGUUUCAACAGAGAUUACGAUCUUCCAGAAGAGUUCAAACUCGUGUUCCCGAAGAUCCUCCAGGAAGCCAGGAACUUCAUCGUUCAGGCGGUGACUCAGCCAGUGUCGCUGCUUUGCGAUGGCUACACGUUCAUUGCGCUGUCGCUUAUAUACUGUGGGCUGCAGUUCAAAAAGCUGGUUGAUAAGGAUUUCAGGUUUCCAGCAAACUUCUUCUCAGACAAGUUCCCCGUAGCGGUCACGGCGCAGAGAUUUGAGGAGAUCUUCACAGAUUAUCGCAUAAUCGAGGAGAAUUUCUUUGAUCUGAAGAGCAACAAGGGAGACAAACUGGAGAUCUCAGCCGCUGACAUAAACAGCGUUAUCCAGGAGCCCGAAGUUCCGGAAGAAUGCCCGUCGGCGGCCGCGAACCCGUAUGAUUAUGAGCUGAUGAAAUCCGGAGAAGUGAAACAGGAGCUGAUAGAUCAUAUAGAGAAGAGGGUGCAGGAGCUAUUCGAUAGAACAGUCAUGGAGGUUAAGAAAAGGUCGUCAGAGAAUCCAUCGGAGGUGGAGCCCGCUGUCAAGAAAGCUAAAAUAUGA
Molecule: messenger RNA, 1191 nt
Organism: Torulaspora globosa
Lineage: Eukaryota; Fungi; Ascomycota; Saccharomycetes; Saccharomycetales; Saccharomycetaceae
Gene: BUR2
Product: Bur2p
Exons: 1
Coding region: 1-1191 (396 amino acids)
Biological process (GO): positive regulation of DNA-templated transcription, elongation; regulation of transcription by RNA polymerase II
Cellular component (GO): nucleus; cyclin/CDK positive transcription elongation factor complex
Molecular function (GO): cyclin-dependent protein serine/threonine kinase activator activity
Source: RefSeq, a predicted model, not a curated record